AUGACGUCGGACGUACUAGCGCUAGAAGAUUGUUACACUAUCGUUAAAAAUUACAUAAAUAGUGAAAAUUUUCGAGUGAUAAGUUUCAAAACGUCGAAUUAUUUUGACGAAGUAAACGGCUUCUUGGGUGAACAUGUGUUACUAGAAACGGAAGUGGAUAUCGACGGCGAGAAAAUCAAUCAUCGAUUCUUCUUGAAGCGCUUUCCUUACGGACACCAACAACAAGGAGAAUAUUUAAAAUCCAUGGACGGUUGGGCUAGGGAAAUAUAUUUCUACGAGACGCUUUUGCCAAAUCUCAAAGGAACCCUACCUGGAUAUACUAUAGAUUUCGUGCCUCAAUAUCUCUUGGGUAAGCUGGACGAUAUAAUGGUUUUUGAAGACCUCUCAUUGAAAAACUACCAUAUGCCAAGAAAACCAAGUUUGAAUCUAUUAGACGAAGAUCACAUCUGCUUGAUAUUGAAAACUCUAGCGAAAUACCAUGCCGGAUGCCUAGCUUUCGAGGAAUACAAGUCUGCAGAGUUAGGCUACGAGUACAGACUAUUUUCUGGCGACGAGAAGUUAAUACAAGAACCGUUAGUAAGACGUGAGGAUGGAUUUUUGGGUUACGCCUGGGUCAAAGGUGGAGUAAAAGCUUUAGAUGCAUUACUGGCGAAAGUAGCACCGUCGGGGCUUUCGGUGGACGCGCUUAGACAAAAAUUUCGGAUUCUAGUAGACAAAGCUCUAAAUUUGAUGAAACACCAAACGAAGUUUCGUAACGUGGUGUGCAAAGGAGACAUGUGGGCCAAAAACGUGAUGUAUAAAUACAUAGGUGAUUCCACUCAACCGAUAGAAGCUCUAUUAGUAGACUUUCAACUGAUAAGAUAUCACGUACCUGCGCACGAUGUGCUACUAUUUCUUUCCUUGACCACUGACAGUGCAUUCAGGCAACGUAAAUUUUCGUUCUUCAUGAAAUAUUACCACAAUCAUCUCAAGGAAGAAUUGGAAAAACUCCAAAUAGCGGCGGACGACAUUCAAAUGUCUUUUGACGAUUAUUUGAAAUCGGUGAGCUACAUAAUGCCCGAGAUUAAGUUACAAGGUGCGCUUCAAAGACUACAGCAAUGCGGAAGCAAAGAGUUUUUUAUUAAAUUGUUAAACGACAAAGAAGAGUUUAUAAAAUUCGUGUUUGUGGAUAAAACGCCGUUCGCUCUGGAAUUGUUCGACAGUGAUUCGAACUUCAGAGCGCUUCUGACAGAAGCCGUGGAAGAGCUUAUCGAAACUUCACAAUUUCCUGCGGUAUUUAGGGAAGACUGUUAUCGGAUUUUGGAGGAUGAAUUGGGUACAACCACUUACGAAUUGGUCGGGUAUAAAGUGACGAAAUACGGCAAGAAUGAAGGUUCGUUGCACGUUCUAGACAUUGAAGUACUGUUCAAUCGUCAAAGCAGAAAGUUGUCGUUUUUGGUUAAAAGUGAAGAGUUUGAUUUUGCUAGGGUCGUAAAAAAAAUAAAAUAAGACAGAAUGUUUAGUGUAGACUCGUCGCAACUUGCGAGUCAAUUUUUCAAACAACCUAAAUUUUUUAUUUAUUUUAUGUGGGAGGGUUCUGUUUUUUUUGUAGAGUAAAAAUAAAGUUUGAAUCCCAUAAAAUUACAGCUACUUAUUCUUAUACCCGUUCGAUGUCACGCGUUAUAUAGUGAAUCCCAUAUUGCUCUACCCGGCCUAAGUGAUAAUAUAAAUUCAACUGAGGGGUACGUGUUCAUGUAAAAACAGUUAUUACAUAAAGUCCUGCGACGAAGAAUAAUGGGUCUGGCAGAUUCCAUUUUUAAAAUCUCCUUCCAGAAUAAAUUUUACGCAGCGUAGUGUCAGCAGGAGAAUGAGACGACAGCGAAUCGAAACUGCUUUUAGAAAAAUGAAAUAUGCUAUUUGUCUCAUUUUGUGGAAGCGAUCCGAUUUAUUUGGAAUAGUAAAUAAAAAUAUA
Cylas formicarius (sweet potato weevil) is the source of this 1951-nucleotide messenger RNA. RefSeq lists its product as uncharacterized. The transcript has a single exon. The coding region runs from base 1 to 1488 and encodes 495 amino acids. The record is from RefSeq and is a predicted model, not a curated record. Lineage: Eukaryota; Metazoa; Arthropoda; Insecta; Coleoptera; Brentidae.